Molecule: messenger RNA, 453 nt
Organism: Saprolegnia parasitica CBS 223.65
Lineage: Eukaryota; Oomycota; Saprolegniomycetes; Saprolegniales; Saprolegniaceae
Exons: 2
Coding region: 9-434 (141 amino acids)
Source: RefSeq, a predicted model, not a curated record
UCCAAAGCAUGUGGAGUAGCGCCGUGUCGGGCGCGAUCGCCGCCUGCUCGGGCAUGCUCGGCAAGUUCUCCUCGGACGACUCGACGUCCAUGCUGCAUGGGGUCCAGGAAACCUGCAUGAGCAUGGCGGUCGAGGUGCCAUGGCUCGACUGCGCCUACGUGAGCGUCGGGGUCCGGGUCCUCUUCUUCGUCGCGAUGCUGCUCUCGAACGCGGUCAUGCUCAACUUCUUCGUGCAAGGCCUCCACGAGACCGACUCGCUCACGGCUACUAUCACGAGCUCGGCCAUCAACUUUGUUGUGACGGCGGUCUUGGGGCUGGCCAUCUUCCACGAGCACCUCCCGCUGCAAUGGUGGCUCGGCGCGUCCAUCAUCCUCCUCGGUAUGGGCUGCCUUCUCUACGGCGACAAGGCGACGACCAAGACAAAAGACGAAUGAACAACAUAUGCAAGUUAAA